UAGUUCACGCAGAAAGUCAAUGUUAACAAAAGUAUGGACCACAAUGGCUAUGGAAGAGGUAGAGGACAAAACAGAAGAGGACAAGGACGUGGCCGAGGUAGAGGAGGGAGAGGAAGACACCAUAACUCACAGAGUGAUGAUCUAGGCCAUCGUGGCCACGAUAGAGGGGAUAGAGGGUCGGCGUCCGUAUCAUUCGCUAGCGGCUCGAACAACUGGUGGACAUUUGAUACUAUUCGUGAGCUAAGCAAGCUUAGUUCUCAUGGUGUACUAGACAGAGUUCAAAAUGAACAACGCGCCUUCAUUAAAGCAUUUCAGUAUGAAAGGUUCCUUGACAUGAGAAACAUAAAAUUUCUCAUCGGUAUUCUCCAUGCCCUCUCGUGUUCGGGGGCGGACUCCUCUCUCUCUGCUAGAUUUAUUAGUGAAGUUUUUGAUAAUUGUGCUGCUUUUAUGAUGAAGCUAAAAGAGUACAUACAGACAUCAAUGAAAUGUCAUCAGUUGCGCCCAGUCAUUGAAUUGGGAAAAUUCUGCAUCACCAAUAUACCACAAUCCACAGUGUUUGCAUUCCCACAGUCAGAACUCAGAGAUGCUAUGAGCAGUCUGCCUGACUGUGAUGCCGCUCUUUCAAAGAUCUUUUCUGAAUAUGAUGUUACUUUUUGUGACAAAAAGGCAGAAUUUAUUAAACGAAGGAAAGCUGAAAUAGCCGUUCGUGCAUCAUCAGAUCGAGCAGCUGCACCAGAUAUCAAUCCUCAUGAUCUUGAACCACCAGAUGACUUUCGUAUGAUUGAGAUAUUACCUCAGCCAGACGAAAUAAAGAAUAAUCAAGAGAAACCAUUUCUUAGACCAAAUUUGACGAAAGGAUCAUAUCGUAGCUGGGAUCAUUACCUUGAUGUUCAGUUCCGUCUUCUUCGUGAAGAUUUCAUGGGACCUUUACGUGAAGGAAUCCACAAUUAUUUACAAGGUAUUACUACUGGAGCUAAGGUCCAGCUGUAUUCCAAGGUUCGUGUGCUCAUGCCUGUUUGUGUUUAUACUGGAACAGCUUUUCUUAUCCAGUUUGAUGUCUCACGUUUUUCUCGAGUUCGUUGGGAGCACUCACGUCGUCUCAUAUACGGUUCACUCCUUUGUUUCUCUCAAGAUAGUUUCCGCUCUGUUUGUUUUGCUAGUGUAAUAAAACGUGAUGCAGCAGCGCUUCAGAGUGGGCAGUUGGUCGUUAAAUUUGAAGGAGAUGAUUUUAACCCCUUUACAAUUGAUCCAUCAACCGAGUUUCAAAUGGUUGAGUCUAGUGCUUACUUUGAAGCGUAUCGUCAUGCUCUUCUUGGUCUGCAGUUAAUCAGACCUGAGCAGAUGCCAUUUAAGCCAUAUAUUGUGGGAGGGUAUUGCAAAGGAGAAAGCAUAAAGCCUCCAUCGUAUCUAAAACCCGGCACAAGUCUUGAUCUGAAUAGUGUUUUUAAGCCAAAAGGCCCAUUACGACGUAUUGACAUUACCAAGCCUUUUCCACCAAAUUGCACAUCUGUUUUUGAUGGGUCACAGCUUGCUGCAUUGCAGAUGGCACUCUCUCAAGAAAUAUCAGUGAUCCAAGGUCCUCCUGGCACUGGUAAGACGUACAUUGGUCUCAAGAUAGUUGAAGCUCUUCUUCAGAAUCGUACUGUUUGGGAUAAAUGCAACAAUAGCCCAAUAUUAGUUGUGUGUUAUACCAACCAUGCACUGGACCAGUUCCUUGAGGGAGUCUUAGACCUAAAGGUUGGUCAUCAGGAAGAGAAGCCAAAAGUAGUGCGAGUGGGUGGACGUUGCAAGAAUGAAAAGGUUGGGGAUUGUGUAAUGGCAAAACUUGUCUCAAAGCUAAAGAGUGAGCAUGCCGUACCAAGUCAUUUAUACAAAAGAAUUAGAGAUAAUCGAUCUAAAAUGAAGACUCAACAAGACUUUAUCGAGACUGCCCUUAAAGCUAUUGAUGCUAAUGAAGGCAAGAUACUCACACUAGAUGAGUUGGGGAUGGUGAUAGAUGAGAAUCAUUAUUACCAAUUGAAGUCAAUAGAAACCAGUGCCAUUUCUCCUGACAAGAUCAUUGACUACUGGCUGGGACUAUGGUUUGUGGCAGGACCACAAAUUGAAGAAGAUGACGACAUUCAAGCAGCAAUUGCUGAUAGUUUACCGUUAGAAGACAACAGUUCAAAUGAAAUAAAGGGAGGCCUCGUAAUUGAAGGCAUUGAGGAGGAGAAAGAAGGCAAUUUUAUAGAUGUACUUGAUGAGCCACAGCUAUUAGAAGAGGAUCGUAUCAUUGAAGGAGAAGAGGAAAUUAAUGUAAUGCCGUUCCUUAAAACAAAGGAGGAACCCAAACAACGUGAAGCUAAAGUAACAGCAGGUGAAGGAGGCUGGCAAGUUAAACAGUUAGAUUCAAAAAAGAGGAAAAACCUUAUCAAAGAUGGUUUCAAAAAUCGUCCCUUUAACGCUGAUAGAGCAAGUAGAGUGACCGAUGUAUGGAAAAUACAUGAUGUAAACAAAAGGUGGCGCCUGUACCAGUAUUGGCUGAACAAGUACAUUCGACUAUCUAAAGGUAGCAUAAAGCAUACUGCUGAUCAAUACAAUCGUUUGGCUGGAGAAUGUCAGGAGAUUGACCAGGAAGUGAAUACCCUUACACUAUUGGGUGCUAGUGUAGUUGGUGUCACCACUACUGGUGCUGCUAAGCAUAGCUACAUAUUCAAAUACAUAAAUCCAAAAAUUGUCAUAGUAGAAGAGGCAGCUGAAGUAAUGGAGUCUCACAUUGUAACAUCUCUUUGCUCCAGUGUACAGCAACUUAUAAUGAUUGGUGAUCAUAAGCAGCUCCAGCCUAAAGUCACACAUUAUGAGCUUGAGAAGAAUUAUGGGUUUCACAUUUCCCUCUUCGAACGACUGAUCUUCAAUGAUGUUCCUGUAGCCACACUCACCGAGCAGCACAGAAUGAGGCCUGAGAUAGCAAGUAUUGUUGGCAACCACAUUUAUGACCGCCUUGACAACCAUGAAUCAGUUUAUGCUUAUGGUAAUGUCAAAGGAAUCGGAAAGAAUUUAUUCUUUAUUGAUCAUCGUCAACCAGAGAAUGAGAACCCAACUGGUGAUGUCAGAAGUCAUGCUAAUACAUUUGAAGCUAAGUAUGUGGUAGCUUUGACCCGAUACUUGUUGAAGCAAGGUUACCAGCGAUCAGAUGUCACCAUACUGACCAUGUAUCGUGGCCAGUUAUUUGAAAUAAGACAAAAUAUGAGGAAAGAUGAGUUUGACGGGGUCAGAGUAGCUGCUGUUGAUGAUUUUCAAGGAGAAGAAAAUGAAAUCAUAAUUCUGUCACUUGUGAGGAGUAACAAUGAAGAACGAAUUGGUUUCCUCAAAGUCGAGAAUCGUGUCUGUGUUGCUCUUUCACGUGCUAAAGCUGGCCUCUUUGUGAUUGGGAAUCUCUCAAUGCUGAGAAGCAAAGACACAACAAAGUGGCCAGCAAUAUUGAAUCAAAUGGAUAGAGAGGGACGUGUUGGGGAUGGUCUUCCUUUGUGCUGUCAGGUCCAUCCUAAAGAGGUGACCAUUGCCAAAGAAGCUGAGGACUUCUCAAAAUGUCCAGAGGGAGGCUGUCUUCAAAAAUGCGGAUUUCGAUUAGAUUGUGGCCAUGUCUGUCGUAGUCCGUGCCAUCCAAUAGACCAGGAGCACAAGAGUAUUUAUAAAUGUCAGCAGAAUUGCUCCAAGAGGCUACCCUGUGGUCACAGAUGUAUUAGAAAGUGUUUUGAGUGUCUGGAUGGCUGUUUACCAUGUCAAACUAUUGAACAAAAGUUGUUAGAUUGUGGUCAUCUUGUAAAUGUCAAGUGUCACAAGGAUCCCUCUGAGGUCAGUUGUAAUAACGAGUGUAGCAGGAUUCUCGACUGUGGCCAUCAGUGUUGGAAGAAGUGCUCAGAGCCUUGUGGGUCCUCAAGCACAUGCAAGACUAAGAAAUCCAAGAGGCUACUUUGUGGGCAUAGUGUUAGUAUUCCUUGCAGUACUAGUGAGAAUGAGUUUAUAUGCACUGUCCCAUGUAAGAAAAAACUGGAUUGUGGUCAUGACUGUGUGGGAACAUGUGGGAAGUGUUCACAAGGUAGGCUUCAUGUAGCCUGUGCCGAGAAAUGUGAUCGUACCUUAGCCUGUGGCCACUUUUGCUCUUUUUCGUGUACGUCAAGCUGCCCACCAUGUCGCCAAUUAUGCAACAAUUACUGUCAUCACAGUCAAUGUCGUAAACUCUGUUAUGAGCCAUGCAUUCCCUGCCGUGAACCGUGUCAAUGGAAAUGCCAGCAUUACACUUGUACUGCUAAAUGUGGUGAGCCAUGCAACAGACCCAGGUGUAAUCGACCCUGCACAAAACCUCUUAAGUGUAAGCAUCCUUGUAUUGGCCUGUGUGGAGAAGAAUGCCCUAAACUCUGCCGUAUAUGUAAUGAAGACCAAGUUAAAGAUAUAUUCUUUGGUGAUGAAGAUGAAGAUGAUGCUCAUUUUAUUGAAUUAAAAGACUGCUCACAUAUAUUUGAAGUGAAAGCAAUGGACUACUGGAUGGAUGGUGCUGCUCAAAGAACAGAUACAGGUCACUUAAUCAAGUAUAUAGAAUGUCCAAAAUGCAAGACGCCUAUUCACCGCAGCCUUCGUUAUGGUAAUAUUAUAAAGCAGACAAUAGCUGAUAUGGAAGCUGUAAAGAAGCAAGUGUUAAGAAAUAAUACUGAAGCAUCUCAUCUGCUAAGUGAAGUACUUAAAAUACAAAAUGACGUGAAAUUUUGUACUGAGUUAAGCAUUAUUUUCGGUAUUAUCACGAAACGACUUGAAAAUGCUAGUUCCAAUACAAGACAUGGCAUACCAUUGAUAUUUCCUCAUGAAGCAGUCACUGUUAAGAAUCAAGUUGAUUUUUUACCACACAUUGCUGGAAUAUACAAGCUGCUUCAUUCACUCCCAAAUUCAAUACUCUUCCCCAACGGACUUCAAAUCGAGCAAGAAAUAUUAAUAUUUCAAACCACUCAACUUGUCAGUUUUCUAAAUACCAAUUACCUUACACCUCAGCAGAGUGUGAGUGCUAAAGGUGAAGUUAUGAGGCUACAUUGUUUGAGUCAGUUGUGCUCUUUGCAAGCUGUUAUUAAUAAAGAACAAAGGAAGCUUGAGCAAACUGACCAACAAGAUAUGAUUGAUCAAGCGAGGUUGUUACUUACCUGUGGGCAAGGAGGAAAUUCAAUGCUCACUGACGAACAAAGUACAGCGAUACAAAAAAUGAUGAGGAGCCUUGGGAAUAAAUACAGCAUUGGUGGGGUUACAAAAGAAGAGUUAGCAAUAAUAGUAAAAGCUAUGGCAGAUAUUCAGAAAGGUGCAUGGUACAAGUGUCCCAAUGGUCAUUUUUAUGCUAUCGGCGAAUGUGGUGGAGCUACUCAAGUUGGAAAGUGUCCAGAGUGUGGUGCUGCUAUAGGUGGAGAGGGACAUCGUCUGCUAUCAGACAAUAUUCAUGCUGGAGAAAUAGACAACAGUUCUCAUGCUGCUUGGUCUGAAGGUGCUAACCUGGCUAAUUUUGACUUGCAGGACUUGUUUUAACUGAAUUAAUACUAGAUUUUAUUGUAGAGAAAUUAUUUUAAUGCUUAUAGUUUGGUCACUAACACAUGCUACUCAGUUAGACAAAAAUAAUUAUGUAUUUCAUACUAAUACUGACUCAUGCCAACUAGGGGAUUUCCCCUAAUUGCUGUGUCAUCAUCUUGUAAUAAAAUUUCAAAUAAAA
Molecule: messenger RNA, 5722 nt
Organism: Amphimedon queenslandica
Lineage: Eukaryota; Metazoa; Porifera; Demospongiae; Haplosclerida; Niphatidae
Product: NFX1-type zinc finger-containing protein 1-like
Exons: 2
Coding region: 34-5541 (1835 amino acids)
Biological process (GO): regulatory ncRNA-mediated heterochromatin formation
Cellular component (GO): nucleus; nuclear RNA-directed RNA polymerase complex
Molecular function (GO): zinc ion binding; helicase activity
Source: RefSeq, a predicted model, not a curated record